AUGACGUUAAAUAAAUACAACUUGAGUGAAGUGCGUAUCAUUGUUUCAGCCAUAGAUAAAAGAGAUGGGGACAGCAGAGGCUUCUUGUUUCCAGAAGAAGUAUGCUAUGGAACACUGGGAUGUUUCUCUAAUAGUUUCCCGUUUAUAAACGCGAUGGGAAAGUUGCCAAACUCACCUGAUCUCAUUAAUACCAAGUUCUUCCUUUUCACACUAGAGUCAUCAACUGACUAUGAUGAACUCGGUGAUUGUUACGUCAUUGCCGUUGAUUGGAGUAACGGCGCAGUAGCGCCUGAUUAUCUGCAAGUGGUUGCUAAUACAAGAGUUGUAGGAGCGGUAGUGGAAGUUUUGAGGGAUGAAAACGGCUUCGACCUUGCUGACAUGCACAUAAUUGGACACAGCCUAGGUGCAAUGUAGCCGGAUACGCAUGUAGCCGGAUACGCCGGCAAGAACUUUGAGAAUAUUGGCAGAAUAACAGGGCUAGACCCAGCUGGACCAGCAUUUGAGUACACUCUUCCGAAUGUUCGCUUAGACCGAACUGAUGCAACUUUUGUAGACGUCAUUCAUACAGACAGCAUACUUACUGGUUAUGGUAUGAUAAGGUCGGCUGGCACAGUGGAUUUCUAUCCAAAUGGAGGGAAAGAUCAACCCGGAUGUCCCGGUGUCCUGCAUGCGCUUAUUGAUCGGUUUAAGCAAGAGAUUUUGAACCUACGCGUUAAUGGCCAUUAUUGCAGCCAUCAGCGUUCAGUGAAGUUUUUCAUCGAAUCAAUCAACAGCGAGUGCCAAUUUAAAGCAUACACAUGCCUCUUCUUGUCAAUUCUGUGCACUCCUGGUGGAUUCAUGGGAUUUCAUGCAAGCUCUUCUAUGACUCCGGGACGAUACUACUUACUACAAACAAAUCCAGACGAACCUUAUUGUAUUGAUUAAGAUGUACCUAAACGUUUAAGUAGCCUCAAGUUAGUUACUUAUUCCCUAUACCUUAUUUCCUAUUCGCAGUAAAAUUAAUUUGGCAGUGUGCAAAACUUAGGUUUACUCGUAACUUAUUAAAACACACUUUUCAAUCAAUAGAACCCAGUUACAGUUCAGUCUAAAUCGAGAUCGUGCGAAUGAAUAUAAUGAAUGUCGAAUAAGUAAUUGUUUACAUAAUCCUCGAUAUCCGCUAGAAAAUUUUCGAUGGCCUCUCCUUACAUAUGUACACAUACUUUUCCGUCGAUAGGACCAUAUGUAACUUGUUAUGUACAGCACAAUCCAACUAAAACAUUCCGCGAUUGAAAAAAAAAACCUCCUGAAUGUGGAAUAAAUAACUGAUUCGUUAGAAACUGUCUGAUGGACUGCCGACAUAGGAAACUUAGAAUUCAUCUUACAAUUUAAGAUACAUUUCCUUGGUAAUUACAGUUGUAGACCACUAAAUUAAGCGAAAAGAUAAGAUGUCAAUAAAAA
Messenger RNA from Mercenaria mercenaria, 1437 nucleotides. Its product is annotated as pancreatic lipase-related protein 3-like. Gene Ontology annotation, molecular function: lipase activity. The record is from RefSeq and is a predicted model, not a curated record. Gene Ontology annotation, biological process: lipid metabolic process. Lineage: Eukaryota; Metazoa; Mollusca; Bivalvia; Venerida; Veneridae.